CAGGGGUCUUCUCGAGCUUGAUUCUAUCUCUCCUCAGAGUCCUCAUCCUUCACAGCUUCACCGCUCUGUACAGUUCGUUGAACCGCCGCAUCCCCCAGUUCUUCUUGAGGAGAGUGGGAAGAACGCCCAGAUCCUCUCAAUCUGCAACGUCUCUCCGUCCUCCCUUCUCCUCAAGGACCUCGAAAUGUCGUCCUCAAUACCAGGCAAUCGUGAGCUGCCGGCCUCCCAAUAUGAUCUCAGCACAUACUGGGGACGUGUACGGCACGCAGCAAAUAUUUCUGAUCCUAGGACUCUGCUAGUUGGCAAGGAGGGAUUGGAACAUGCAAAGAGCCUGAUUUCUGCAUACAAGCAGGGGAAGGUUGGUGAGAUGAACGCGGAUCUGUGGAAGGCGAAGAAGAUUGUUGAUUCGACCUUGCAUCCUGAUACCGGCGAACCAGUGUUUCUCCCCUUUCGAAUGUCCUGCUUUGUCCUGUCAAAUUUAGUGGUCACUGCCGGAAUGCUUACACCUGGCUUGGGGACCACCGGCACUCUCCUCUGGCAAAUAACCAACCAAUCUCUCAAUGUCGCGAUCAAUAGCGCCAACGCUAACAAAUCCACGACCUUGUCCCUCUCAAAGAUGACACAAUCCUACUUCCUUGCAGUGGGCGCCUCGUGCUCUGUAGCUCUUGGUCUUAAUGCUCUCGUCCCACGGCUAAAGCGAGUAAGCCCGGCUACAAAGACAAUUCUCGGGAGACUGGUACCGUUCGCUGCUGUAGCAAGUGCCGGAGCCUUGAACGUAUUCCUGAUGCGCGGUGAAGAGAUCAGACAAGGUAUUGAUGUUUAUCCCGUUCUUUCCGAGGCGGACAAAGCCAAACUCGCCGCGGAGGGAAAAUCCGAAUCUUCUGUGGCGUCCUUGGGGAAGAGCAAGAAAGCGGCUACGAUUGCCGUCUCCGAAACUGCAAUUAGUAGAGUGCUGAACAGCUCUCCAAUCAUGGUCAUCCCGCCAUUGAUUCUGGUCCGGUUACAGAAGCAAGAGUGGCUGAAGAGGAACCCCAGACUUACAUUGCCCGUCAACCUGGGCUUAAUCCUGGGAACGAGUCUGUUUGCUUUGCCAUUGGCCCUGGCAGCGUUCCCGCAGAGACAGAGUGUCGAUGCUUCGAGUUUAGAAGAGGAGUUCUGGGGACGUGGCGGAGAAGGAGGAAAGGUGGCAUUCAACAGGGGAAUUUAAAAAGGAGUCGACGGUAUAUAGCACUUGUUUGGGUUAUGAUGCGAAUGACAUGAGAAGAAAGCCUCCGGAAUGAAGCGAAGCAGGAGACAGGCUUGCCUCGGGGCAAAGCCGUAGUGCGUGUAGUUUUAUACAGCUUGGAAUUCGGAAAG
Molecule: messenger RNA, 1356 nt
Organism: Amorphotheca resinae ATCC 22711
Lineage: Eukaryota; Fungi; Ascomycota; Leotiomycetes; Helotiales; Amorphothecaceae
Exons: 4
Coding region: 185-1207 (340 amino acids)
Biological process (GO): monoatomic ion transport; mitochondrial transmembrane transport
Cellular component (GO): mitochondrial inner membrane
Molecular function (GO): monoatomic ion transmembrane transporter activity
Source: RefSeq, a predicted model, not a curated record